Molecule: messenger RNA, 297 nt
Organism: Paramecium sonneborni
Lineage: Eukaryota; Ciliophora; Oligohymenophorea; Peniculida; Parameciidae
Source: the annotation of a GenBank genome assembly
AUUUUUGAAAGAUGAGUGAAGCAUAAGCAGACCGUAUCCUAUCAAUUGCAAAUCAAGAGACAGUAAAUAGAUUAUUUAGAGUAUGCUAUAAAUAAAUUACAGGUUUGAAAUAAAUUUGACUAAUUAGGAUAAAGACCUGUAGGUAAAUUUUAAGAUGGUGAUCAUUAAGCUGUAUUGAAUUGCCACAGGAGACUUGUUGAAGUACUAAAAAUAGUUGCUCCUGCAAUUGUGCCUUUAAGAGAAGAAUGAUUUAAUUAUACAAAUUGUUAUCAUCAAAACCAGAAUAUUUAAUAAAUA